AUGCAGCUCUUCGUGCGGUCGCUGACGAGGACGAUCACGCUGGAGGUUGAGCCGUCGGACACAGUGGCGUCCGUGAAGGCCAAGGUGCAGGGCAUAGAGGGCAUCCCGCCGGACGAGCAGCGCCUCAUCUUCGCGGGGAAGCAGCUGAAGGACGGCCCCACGCUGGCAGACUACAACAUCCACAUGGAGGAUAUGCUGAACCUGUGCCUCCGCCUCCUCGGCGGCGGCAAGAAGCGCAAGAAGACGACGUUCACCACCCCCAAGAAGGGCAAGCACGAGCACAAGAACGCCGGGCUCGACGCCGUGCUUGGGCGGUACAGGGUCGAUGAGGCCACGGGGAAGGUGGAGAGGCUGCGCAAGGAAUGCCCCAACACGGAGUGCGGCCCCGGCGUGUUCAUGGCGGCGCACGCCGACCGGCACGCCUGCGGCAGGUGCGGCCUCACCUACGUCGUCGAGAACCAGAGCGUGGCCGAUAGCUAG
Miscanthus lutarioriparius is the source of this 480-nucleotide messenger RNA. The record is from the annotation of a GenBank genome assembly. Lineage: Eukaryota; Viridiplantae; Streptophyta; Magnoliopsida; Poales; Poaceae.